AUGGCACCACGUCCUGAACCAACGGUAAUGCUGAAUCACCGUGGCGAGCGCAUGAUACCGCUAUUGUAUCGGUCUACGAAUUUCAAGAGUCAAGUGAAGAAAAAGACACGAAAACUCUCAGUUAUGGAAGAUGAAGUGGAACAUUUUCAUUUGACCAAGAAACAACGCAGUGAUAAUAAUGUGGAACCAGAAUUGGAAUCUACUUGUACUUUAGAAAAGAGUGAGAUCAAUUCACCUUUUGAGUUACAUUUAGAGUCGGUAUACAAAGGACAUGCAGAGGAUGGAUUGCAAUUCUUUGAAUCCCAUGGGUAUUAUGAUAUCACAGACGCUAAUACCGUCGCCAUGUUUCGACAGAAUUUUGGACUUGGGGAUGCAUUUUGGUUACGUAAAGAAGAAAAUGAGAAUGUCGAGGAAAUGGUGUUGGACACACUACGUCCAGCUGUUUACCCAUUUGGGUCCAUGCAAGAGAUUAUGAGUUCACGCUCGCUAUUAAAUCGUCAACGUACGAAUUCGGGUCGAUUUAUGUUGCUCGAUGACGAUGGAAACGAAGUAGACGAUCAUACGCUCUGGGAAAUGGAACGUGAGGACAGACUCAAGGCCAAGAGUCUGGAACUGGACGAUGAAGAGCUCGCGGAGCUUGCAUAUGAUCAGCUUGUGUUGGUGCAGGCGAUCACUGUUAUUCGGACAGAAAAGAAUCAAUUGCAGCAGUUUUUCUUGCAGUCUAUGCAAGAAGAAGAGGCUCAUGCUGUACAUAUUCCCAGUCCUGUAUUACAGCAGACAAAGCGAACUGAGCUGCCACCGGCCAUGCCACCCGCGGAUCUGGAAUUGCCACCAUACUGUGGUUAUGUGAACUUGCUUAAAGACACGAUCCCAUUCUUGAUGCGCAGCUGGCAUAAACGCUGGUUCUAUCUCGACUUUCAGGCGGGUGUCGUGCUUAUGUACAAGCGCAGCUAUUGGAAGAGUCCGCGUGGUGUUGUGGACUUAUGUAAUGUCGCACACAUUGAGAAGAUGAGUCAGGGCGAUUUUCGCAUUGAGUUCCGUGACACGGGUAGUGAUGCCCCGUCGAUGAUGCUUAUGCGUACAAAGCUGCCAGAGGAGGCUGAGCUGUGGGUGAAUCUGCUGCGCUUUGCCAAGCAGACGUCCCGUGGUGCACCUCGUCUCACCGGCUCGUUGAUGGACAACACCAAGGCGAUCAUGAAGAAGGCUUACAAAAAAAAUCAGGUGGACAUUCUCGCACAGAUACUGGCAAAUUCAGCGAACAGCGCGGGAUCAAGCAAUUUGCGUGCAAUUGCUCAGGCCUCGGCAGUAGCAGCAUCAGCUGUCGUUAACAGGCGCAACAGUAAACCUAACAGGCAGCACAACGCAGUCACGGCAUAG
Molecule: messenger RNA, 1377 nt
Organism: Peronospora farinosa
Lineage: Eukaryota; Oomycota; Peronosporomycetes; Peronosporales; Peronosporaceae
Source: the annotation of a GenBank genome assembly